This is a messenger RNA of Ipomoea nil (Japanese morning glory), 2381 nucleotides long. RefSeq names its product probable inactive receptor kinase At5g58300. The coding region runs from base 302 to 2188 and encodes 628 amino acids. Gene Ontology annotation, biological process: protein phosphorylation. Gene Ontology annotation, molecular function: ATP binding; protein binding; protein kinase activity. The record is from RefSeq and is a predicted model, not a curated record. The transcript has 3 exons. Lineage: Eukaryota; Viridiplantae; Streptophyta; Magnoliopsida; Solanales; Convolvulaceae.
GUGAAUCUUUUUCUCUUUCUGGUCUGCAUUCUUUUUUAUCUCCAACUUUGGCUUUUCUCUUAAAUGGAUCACCUUUUUUUUGCACUCUUUAGCUUUGAUGAGCUCCUUUGUGUGUAGCAUGCCUUCUUUGCUAAGAUUCACUGUGCCUGCAAAAUUUAAAUAUGCAGAGAAAAGGCGGUCCAAUCAUUGAUGCAUGAUGUAUAAGGUCUCGCAUUCUCGCCAUAUAUAGCUGCUCAGACUCCAUUUCUCGAGCAUUAUUAUAUGGCAGCCUCGCUUACUAGCAGCCAUUAAGAAAAUCGCGAUGAGAAUUCAUCUCUUACUAGCAGCUGUUGCUUCUGUUUUCUUUCUUCCGGGGAUUGUUGCUGAUCUUGACUCCGAUGGAAAGGCCUUGCUCGAGUUUUCUGCAUCUGUUCCUCAUCGACGAAAGCUCAACUGGAAUUCUACUCUCCCAAUCUGCGGGUCUUGGACUGGCAUCAAAUGCAGUAAAGACGGGACCAGAGUUGUAGCUCUCCAUCUCCCUGGUGUUGGUCUUUAUGGUUCUAUCCCGCCCAACACUAUUGGAAAGCUGGAUGGUCUUCGGGUUCUAAGCCUUCGGGGCAACCGUUUGAAUGGGAAUCUUCCUUCUGAUAUCCUCUCCAUCCCGUCUCUCCAAUCGGUCUACCUUCAGCACAAUAACUUCACUGGGAAUAUCCCCACCUCGCUUUCUCCCCAGCUAGGUGUGUUAAAUCUUUCCUUUAACUCUUUUACUGGCGAAAUUCCACUUGCAAUCAAGAAUUUGUCGCGAUUAUCUGUUCUGAACCUGCAAUAUAACUUGUUAUCUGGUGCGGUUCCUGAUCUCGAGUCUUCGAGGCUAAAGAACUUAAAUUUGAGUCACAACAUGCUAAAUGGCUCGAUCCCAGAUUCCCUCAAGAAAUUCCCACUUUCUUCAUUUAUGGGGAACUCUCGUCUCUGCGGGGAGCCUCUGGCUCAGUGCUUGGAAUCUCCCCCGCCAUCUUCUCUCCCAAUACCUGAAAAACAAACAUCCAUUGGCUCGACGAAAAAGCCUAGCAUAGCAGCUACCAUUAUAAUCACAGUCGGGGCUUGUUCGGUGCUGUUUCUUUUAGCACUUGUCAUUGUCUUCUUCUGCUUGAAGAGGAAAAUCUCGGAUGGCAGCGGGGAAGUUAAGGAGAAAGUUGGUUAUGGUGGAAAGAGUGAGAAGCCCGAGGACUUUGGGAGCGGGGUACAAGAUGCAGAGAAGAACAAAUUGGUGUUCUUUCAAGGCUGCUCUCACAGCUUCGAUCUGGAGGACUUGCUGAGGGCUUCGGCUGAAGUUCUCGGGAAGGGGAGCUAUGGAACAACUUAUAAGGCUGUCUUGGACGAGGCCAUGAUGGUGGUGGUGAAACGGCUGAGGGAAGUGUGCGUCGGGAAGAGGGAAUUCGAGCAACAUAUGGAGACCAUAGGCAGGAUUGCACAGCACCCUAACGUAGUUCCACCCCGGGCAUAUUACUUCUCCAAGGACGAGAAGCUUCUCGUCUGUGAUUACAUGCCUGCUGGCAGCUUGUCUGCAGCCUUGCAAAGUAAUCCGGGUACUGGUCGAAAUCAACUGGAUUGGGAAUCAAGAUUGAAGAUUGCGAUUGGAGUAGCAAAGGGUAUUGCUCAUGUUCAUUCAGAAGGUGGAGCUAAGUUCACUCAUGGCAACAUCAAAUCCUCAAAUGUACUUCUGACAACAAGCAUGGAUGGCUGCAUUUCUGAUAUCGGCUUAUGCCCUCUGAUGAACAAUGCCGCUACAACCAGCCCGCGACGCCCUGGCUACCGGGCACCCGAGGUGUUCGUCGAAACGAGGAGAGUCACACAGAAGUCAGACGUGUACAGCUUCGGGGUGGUGGUCCUCGAGAUGCUGACGGGCAAGUCGGCCGUGCCAGUGGCGGGGCACGACGACGUUGUUGAUCUGCCGAGGUGGGUGAGGUCCGUGGUUCGGGAGGAGUGGACAGCCGAGGUGUUCGACGUCGAGCUGAUGAAGUAUCAGAACAUCGAAGAGGAGAUGGUGCAGAUGCUUCAGAUCGCUCUGUCGUGCGUUGCAAAGGCGCCCGACAUGCGGCCGACGAUGGCAGAGGUUGUUCGAGCUAUCGAGGGAAUUCGCGGGCCCGCAGAGACAGAGACAGAGCCACAGCCAUCCUCAGAUGAUAACAAUGGAGGCACCCCUGAGUGAAUUUGCCAUGAAUCUGCAAUGACCAGUUGCACACUUUCCUUAAUGCUUCCUUAGAUUAUAAUGUUGUUUAAUGUUUCCAUUAGAUGUUCUUUCAUGUUUGCAUAUCUUUAUGCAAUUCCCUAUUGUGCCAUUUGUAGAUUGUUUGAUCAAUCAGCUGACAUAAAUGAGAAAUUUCUCUCUUCCUUUGAUUUAC